Bactrocera tryoni is the source of this 1816-nucleotide messenger RNA. RefSeq lists its product as uncharacterized. The record is from RefSeq and is a predicted model, not a curated record. The transcript is spliced from 5 exons. NCBI's taxonomy places the organism in Eukaryota, Metazoa, Arthropoda, Insecta, Diptera, Tephritidae. Gene Ontology annotation, cellular component: cell surface. Gene Ontology annotation, biological process: cell-matrix adhesion. Bases 622 to 1569 code for a protein of 315 amino acids.
AGACCUUCACUCCGUUGGAAGGACCUGGCUUCGCUUGGAAUAUCGAAUUGACGCCAAAGAGUGAAAAGGAAGCGAGGUCUACGCCAAUAAUGAAGAAGAAUAUAGGCGGUUUCUGCUAAGGAAUCAGAUGUAUGAUUCCAGGUCCUCGAAGAUAAUCUGAUUAAAGCUUUAGGAAGUAGAUUUUUAUAUGAUGAAUGAUGUCUACAUCUGAUGUCACAUGUAGAUUUUCAGUCUCAGUCGCAGCAAUCCCGCAUGAUGGAUUUGCGACAAGCUAAAAAUACGUUUUGUAAUUGAAAAUGAUUUAUCAAUGUACUUAAUAUGAGUACGGUAUGCCUUAAAAGUACGACUUUGGAAUUUGCCUUUCAGCAUUUUCUGUCCAACGUCCUUUUAAAAGAAAAUACUGUGUAUGGCCAUUCAAUACAUACGUGUAUAGUAUUUGCGGGAAAUAAUUUGAAGUGAAAUUGGUACGUGGCGUAUACGUAACAUUUUUCAACUUCGAUUUACAAAUGAGCUUUUAAAAGCUCUAUUGAAUUUUAUUUGAGCACCCAUGAACUCUUAAAAUUGGAUGCAUCACUCAAAGCAAACAUUUGAUUGGCGUGACCGUUAUACGCAUAUACUCGUAUGUCUAUACAAGCAUACAUCUCCUCGGCGCAAAUUGAAGGCGAAAUGCACAAAGUCUUACAUUCUCCUGACGAACUCCGCAAAAUGCAGUUUGGCCUUAAAUAUUCGGUGGCGUUGUACGGACUCUUUUUUGGUAACGUGUGUUUGCUGAAUGCCCAGAAUUACGAUUGUCAAGUUUUGCUGCAGGACAAGGAUAUUACUAAUACUGACUGGGCGAGCUUGGAGCCCUGCCUAGGUGUGGCCAACAGUGAGGGCAUAUCGGUCAAUACCAGUGAGAAUGUGUGGCGCCUAAUAAAAAUUGCUUUCGAUGGCGUCGAGAAUGUACCGGCGGAGGUGUAUGGCAAGAUACGUUUGGUGCUACCUGCUAUCAGCGUAAUGGAGCUGUCCAACAUCAGCAUGUCACGCGUAGAGAUUGUGGAAGCCUUCGGUGGGGUGCACACCUUGAGCAACGACACGAGCAACGGUUUUAACGACGAACAGAUGCAGUUGAUUGCCAGCAAAGCACGUUACGAGUGGCUGGGCAAGGGGCCGGAGACGUAUUCGGAGUAUGAUUUAAUUUCGAUGGGCGAAAUCGUGUGUCAUCUGAAUGAAAGUGACAUUGAGCGCAUGCAUGCGGAUGCUUUCAAAGCGGCCGCCGAAAGUAUUGGUAGCAUCGAAUCUUGUCCACAGACACAAUUGCAAGCACUUGCCAAAUUAGCUUCGCGAAAAGAUGCCUUUGGAGAUGUGAAGAAUUGGUCCAAAAUUGAUGUUAGUAUAAUCGGCAACAUUGUUAACGGAUUAACACAAUCUGAAUUAGCUGUUAUAGACGAGAAUAAACUAAAGCUUAAUCAUUUCUAUGUACAAAAACAUAAAACGAAUGGGAAAGGACGAAAUGGAAAAGGAAUUUCCGCAGCUUCGAACACUAAUCAGACGGACGUCAAUAAAUCUCACAGCCGCAAAGCAGAGUAAGAAGAAGCAUUUUUCAGUAAAAGAGAAAGCUUUUGAGAGAUUUUAUAUUCAAUAAAAUAAAAAAGCUUUUGGGAAUACCGAAAAUUUUCAAAGCAAUCGCAUGUGCCCUUAAAAUGGUUAAUUUAUUUUAUUAAACAACAGCUUUACAUUUAUAUUUAUAAUCUUUAUUGGGUCAAAGCUCAAUUUGCAUAAAUUCCAAGUACAUACAAUGUUAGUAAAAAAAUAAAAUAAAAAAGUUAAAAAAUUA